GGGUGGCUUUCAGAUGGCCUGGCUUUGGCCUAAAUAGGGUGGCCAUUCCAGGUGACGCAUUUUAGUGUAGCCUCUAUUUAAAUAUGGAGUUCUUUCAGUGGAGAGUAAAGGUGCUCCUCCUCUGUGUCUGGUUUACACGGCUCCGCGAGACCAAAGGGCCCCUCGGUCUCCUUGAGCAGCCUGGCACUCUGCACAGAGGAUCCAGGAACGGUGUCAUGGAGCCACAUUCUGCACAGACUUGAUGACGUGGAGGGAGCUGCCUGGAUCACUUCAGUGCAUCAGUUGUGAUGGGAGAGCCAAGGCACUUGAGGGCGGGAUUGCGUCUGGCCACCUGUUGCCUGCCACCUGAAGGGAAGAUUUCCCCAGUGCUCACAGUGAGGAUGGGACUGGAAGAGCGUUGGUUUCAGGAAGGUGCAGGUUCCGGCUCCUGCCCACUGCGAACAUGCUGAUGGGCCAGGGCAACUCUUUGGUCUUUGUGAGCUUCAGUUUUCUUAUCUGUAAAUGAGAACAAUAAGACUGACCCCAGCUGUUGCUGAGGAAUGAUGUCUUUGCUUUCGUGUCUGGUAUUUCUUAGAGCCUCAUUUUACAGAUGAGGAAACUGAGGCUGGCUGCGUGCUCAGAGGGUUUGCUGAAGGCCUCACAGCCGCUUAGCACAGGUGGGACUUUAAGCCAAACUUGAGACCAGAGUCUGUUUCUCCUCACUGCCCUGCCGAGGGAGCAGAUGGGGGGUGGUGGGGGAGGUGAACGUCACCCCUGGCGUCUUCUCUAGCUCAGGGGCCAGGAGGCAUCUCAUCUUUAAAGUAGGAAUGACAACCGGCAGGCCCUCGGUACUCAGCUGUGCUUUACCGAAGAGCGGCAGGUCCUGACGCCGUCUCCUCUCAGGAGUGGGGUGGCGGCGUGCUCAGCUGAGGAGCCAGGUGGCAGUCAGGCUUGGCUUGGCCUGCCCAGAAGCAGGGCUGUGGCAGGACCUUGGACACGUGGCUUCCACUGUUUGAGACUUGGUGAAAUGGGGGUCAUGAUGCCCUUCACUUGAGCAUCUGGGAAUUAAGUGGGUGAACAGUGUGACCUCUGGCACCUGGGUUCUCAGGUGAAUUCCUCAUGGCAUCACAGCAGUGUGUUGAAAUAGGAGCAGAUACGUUACCUCCGCUUGAAACUGGGACGCAGAUGGAUGGACUACCUGAGAGUUGUAGAUAACAUUUUCCUGUUCAUGGGGUGGAGGACCUGGCCCUGAGAGGACAGGAUCCCUCCUGCUCCUGCCAGACCAGAGACCCAGGACAGGGCGUGGAGCAGACAAGGUGCCUGGGCGGGGGAACCCUGAGGGAUCCACAGAGGAUGCGGUCCUUGGAGGGAGGACAUGCAGUGCCACGUGCCAUGGGCCAGCCAGUGGACCCCAUGGCCAGCAAGGCUGCUCCUGGGGCCAGUGGGGUGGACAGUGCCGCUCACGCAGGUGACUGAGGUGCCAGAGUGGGAAUGAAAACGCGGCCUGUGCUCCUGGGCCCAUGCGUCUCACGCUGCCCUUCCGCUCCACGGAAGCCUGUGUACCUGCUACUUUUUCCUGAACAAUUCAUGUUACAGAAUGUCUGAAGGGGACAGUGUGGGAGAGUCCGUCCAUGGGAAACCUUCGGUGGUGUACAGAUUUUUCACAAGACUUGGACAGAUUUAUCAGUCCUGGCUAGACAAGUCCACACCCUACACGGCUGUGCGAUGGGUCGUGACACUGGGCCUGAGCUUUGUCUACAUGAUUCGAGUUUACCUGCUGCAGGGUUGGUACAUUGUGACCUAUGCCUUGGGGAUCUACCAUCUAAAUCUUUUCAUAGCUUUUCUUUCUCCCAAAGUGGAUCCUUCCUUAAUGGAAGACUCAGAUGACGGUCCUUCGCUACCCACCAAACAGAACGAGGAAUUCCGCCCCUUCAUUCGAAGGCUUCCAGAGUUUAAAUUUUGGCAUGCGGCUACCAAGGGCAUCCUUGUGGCUAUGGUCUGUACUUUCUUCGACGCUUUCAACGUCCCGGUGUUCUGGCCGAUUCUGGUGAUGUACUUCAUCAUGCUCUUCUGUAUCACGAUGAAGAGGCAAAUCAAGCACAUGAUUAAGUACCGGUACAUCCCGUUCACACAUGGGAAGAGGAGGUACAGAGGCAAGGAGGAUGCCAGCAAGGCCUUCGCCAGCUAGAAGCGGGACUGAGGCCGCCUCACGUGUUGCAAGAACAGUUUUCAGCCAUUGUUAACAAUGCCUUUUUUCUUCACAUAAAGUAGUUGAUUACGAGGGAGUCAAAUUUUCUUUUUAAAAAGGAGCUUCAAUGAUUUGUAACUGAAAUAUCAGGUUCUAGAAGAAACUGGCGCUUAAACCAAAUCGCAUGGAUUUCUUUUUCAGUGACGUUCAAGUGUUUCUCACGGAUGGAAUUCUAGUCAGCUGCAGGCGGGAAGCCAGGCGGGUGGAGCCCAUGGGAGCAAGGGCGAGUGGCCGGUCCCCGCUGUGCCAGGUGGGCAGGCAGGAGCAAGGCCUGCGAGGGAGGAACGGGCCGCUCCCCGCCAGCCGCCUUCCCCAGCAGCCGCAGGUGGUGCCAGCCACUCCACAGAGCCCGAGGGAUGAUCUAGCCUGAUUCCUGCGUGUCCGAAAGAACUUAACGUUUUAAAGGUGAUUGUCAAGUAACUGUGUGGGGUUCUAAUGCCAGUUUCCUAAUUCCAUCUCACUGGAGAUGUUUAAAGUUGGCCUCUAUCCUAAUGACUCAAAACUUUGUUCUUAACUACUAUGAUUGCUUUUGAGGGCCCGGAAUUAUAAAUAUAUAUUAUAUUUUAAUUGUUUGAGAUUAUUUUGACACAUUUCCUUGAUACGUAGAGUGUUUUGUUUUUAAUUUAAAUCUGUCCUCAUGCAACCCUCCAUGAGGGGCAGCGAAGCUGGCAGGGAGCAGACGGCUUUGUAGGUUCAGCACUCGGCCCCCCACUGCGGGAGAGGCGGAACCCACUUGCAUGUCAGCGUUUUUGAUUCGAGAAAAGAAAUACUCUCAACGUUUUACCAAGUGAUUUUACCUCCACCUUUACUAAAGUCUUUAUCUAAAACAUGGCAGUCGCUGGACACAGGAAAGCCCACCUUUUGUUUGGCCUUUUCGAAAGGUGACCCAUAUUGCACAGCAGAACAUCCCAGCUGUGGUCCCAGAUGAGACGCUGACAUGCGAGUGAAGGCCUCUCCUCCUGGGCCCCGGGCUGCGCAGGCUCCUCACUCUGGGCGGUGUUUCCUGUCUCAGAAUUGACACGGUGAAUGCUUAGUGUCUGGAUUUUCUUGUGCCAGUGUUUACAUAUCUGACAUCGAGCUCUUCUAAGAGGCCAUGUUCAAGCUUGUGUGUCCCUGACCCAAGAUAGCCAGUGCUGCUCCCAGGUGGUACUUCUGGUACCGUGUUGAGACACUUGGGAUUCUCAGACUGCGGACAGGAGUGUUUGUCAUUUUUCAUACUGUUUUCUUAAUAAGCGCUCAGGCCUAAGGUGUGACAGGAAGUCGCAUGCGCUUGGCCAGAGCACAGUGAAGCAAAGGACUGGGUGCUGAUGGAUGGAGCCACGGCGGCAUCUGCCCACCCGGCCGCAGCCCCCAGUGCCUCUCCUGGUGGUCCUCCCAGUCUAGAGGGUCACAGCCCCCCCGCCCUCCUCCGUCUCUGGCAAGCUGACCUUGACUAACCCAGGAAUACAGGGUCAUCCUCAUUCCUAAGUAAGUCAAACAGCAAGACAUGGUUUGCGCGGGUCUUUGCUGGAAGCCGGUCCUGCUGGCCAGGUGUUUUACGUCAGCAGGCAAAUGUGGCACACACCCUCGAGGCAUUUUAACACUGCGCUUCAGGAAAUCUCAAGUUCCAUCUUGUGUUAGUAACGUACCCACAUUUUGCUGGAGUUAGUUUAUUAAAGAUGCCUACGGCGAACUCUCUGGCGCAGGUUAAAUGCAGUUUUGAAAACCUGGAAACAUCAAAUGGAGGCGGGAAAUAGGCUGGGGCCGAGCUGAGGGGCUGAACACAGCAGUGACCAUGGGUCAGCAGGUCGCCUGCCCAGCAGGCCCCCAGGAGAGGGCUCGGGCGCCCCUGGCAGCCCCCAUACCCCCAGGACCUGGCUCGUGAGUGCGUCUGGGUCAGGAAGAGACCUCUCUGUGCGUCUCAGGCUGAGAUGCAGAUUUCUGUUUUCUAAAACUGGAAGCGACCUUGACGUGUAUUGAAGGUGUGCGUGCCAAAUGCUUCCGACGGAGGUGCUGGCCUUGGUUGGUUUCUCUCUGCCCCGUGUGGUCAAGUCCUGGGGGAUGUGCUCUGCCCAGCCACCCUCGGGGAGAGCAGCGCCGCCUCCCAUGGGGCCGUGGGGCUGCUGUUCUCACCGCACUGGCUGAAGCCACCCGCCAGCCUCCGUGCCCCACCCCACCCAGCACGCACUCAUUCAGUCCAUUGCCUUAACACAAGCCUGAUGAGGCCAUUUUCUCACAAUAUAAACGAAUAAAGUGUCUUCUGGCCUA
Molecule: messenger RNA, 4474 nt
Organism: Pan troglodytes (chimpanzee)
Lineage: Eukaryota; Metazoa; Chordata; Mammalia; Primates; Hominidae
Gene: RER1
Product: retention in endoplasmic reticulum sorting receptor 1
Exons: 7
Coding region: 1577-2167 (196 amino acids)
Biological process (GO): protein retention in ER lumen; retrograde vesicle-mediated transport, Golgi to endoplasmic reticulum
Cellular component (GO): Golgi membrane
Source: RefSeq, a predicted model, not a curated record